Messenger RNA from Aspergillus calidoustus, 1167 nucleotides. Lineage: Eukaryota; Fungi; Ascomycota; Eurotiomycetes; Eurotiales; Aspergillaceae. The record is from the annotation of a GenBank genome assembly.
AUGACAGUAACGACACUCAUCGCCGAUUCCCCCGCGGAAUUGGUAAAACAGACGCUCCGCUCCACAUCAACAGCAAACAAUGCCACGGUGUUGUCGCUCCAAACACUCUUCCGAUCGACGCCUGGACCGACGGAAAUUGAGAGUGUAACCGUGAAGAGAACUGGGAGGGCUACGAAGACGACAAGCGCAGGUACGGCGGCUACGACGAGUAGUCGGACGAAGACGGCACGCUCGCGGACGAAUACGAAAACAGCGGUUCAAGACCCGGGUCCGCCAGAUGGCGCGCAGUUAUCGGCCCAGGAGAAGCUGGUGCUCGCGACGGAGGUGUUUAAUAUGACACUCAAGACGCUUUCGGAUGCUGUGAAUGUUGGGACCGCGCCGUCGCCAAGGGAAUCGACACCGGUGAAACGGACAACAAAGUCGGCACGAUCGAAGACGGCACAAGCGGUGGAAAAUAGGGUAUCAGAGGCAGACAAAGGUGUUUCUGCUGUGGCGGAAUGUGCCCGGUUAUCUCUUUCGUGUUUACGAACUCUGAAGACAGAACAGGGGGGCCAGGGUGAUGGGAUGCCGAAUCUACAACUGGAACAAGGGGCAUGUGUUUUGGCUGGAAGACUGCUAUCCUUGGGGUUGAACGAUUUGGCUUACAAGGAGUUGAGGGGACUUAAGAGGAGGAUUCAGCAACAUAUUGAUGGCCUAUCGACGAGCCGGAAGAAGGCAGGGAAGGACACCCGCGAGGAGGACGAGCAGAAGGAACGGAUGUCGGAUCUCUUGACAUUUUCGAACAUACCAAGUGUGCGAUCGUUGCUCGGACUGCUGGUCUCGUUUCAGUCCAGCGCGUUACGUCUUAUUGCAGCAGAGAAACGACCGGCUACGGUACAGAAACUGGUGUCCGCCCUCCAGUUGGCCGACGACAGCAGCCCUGCCAAUGUGAUCCUUGCCGCCAUCGAUUCAGGAGCCCUUAGUAAGGAUAAAGGGGCAAUUCAACUUCAGCUGCUAUCCAGUACUGUUUCGUCUCUUUCCUACGCGUCCCAGACAUCAAGCAGCGGUGGCAAGGACCGCCUGAAGCCAUCGACUGUGCUGGCUUUGCAACUCCUGUCGCUCGAAAUCCGAUGUAUGUCCUGGAAGAUUUCCGGGCAUAUUUGUGAUGAUGAGCAUAGAGAAAGCUGA